AUGUUGUCUCAUAUUUUCAAGUCGUUCGUGGUCGCGCUGGCGGUCGGCGCGACCACCGCGUCGGCGCAGAACUCUGCCAAUUCGCUCGUCAGCCGCAGGCUCACUGAGUAUCUGAUGCCAGUCGCUACUGAGACACAUGAGUUUGCGCGUGUGCCGAACACCAAUUUCGUGCUGCUGACGCAGAUGUCCGACAGCGAGCUCAUCAAGAUCGAGCUGGAUGCAACCACCGAGGAGCCCAUUGCUUUCCAAUCGUUCCCUAUGGGAAACAACAGUAGUUCCCAACUACACGGCGUCUGGCCAUCGACGGUGUACCCGGGCAAGAUGUGGUUGUCGCUGCAGGCCGAAAACAAGCUGCUGCUCGUGGAUCCUGGCCAAAACCUCACUACUGAGCCGACCAUCAUCAAGACUAUCGACAUCCCAGCGCCAGGAAACGGCCCUCAUUGCGUCUUCGAGAUCGGCAACCGCGUCUGGGCCGGCCUCAAGGUGGCUUCCAAGCAAACGGGCCAGUUCUACGUCUUCUCCGCCGAUAUCUCGAACUCCACCGACCAAAAGUUAUACCAGUGCCUCAACAGCCCCGUGUUUAUCAAGGAGGAGCCGACCACCGGCUUGAUCUACGUCACCCAAGACACGGACUCGUCCAUCAUGCGCAUCAACGUCACCACCGGCGAGACGACACAGCUUCCCAUCCCUCCCAGCGUCGGCAACAACGCCGUCGGAAUGAUCAGUGCCUACGGCCCCAUGAGUGGAGUGUGGUUCACUCUCGCCGGCAAUGCCACCGGCGGCACCGGCACCUUUGGCCACAUCGGAUCCACCGGCGAGAUGGAGUUCUUCCAGCUCAAGCACCCGAUGCUCGGCUCCAACGCUGGCUUGUUGCACAUCGCCGAUGCCUCAAGCGUAGCCGGCGGCCCAGCCUUGUGGCUCCUGUCGACCUCGCUGCUCAGCACCAACUCGCCCGAUGCCCUGAUUCGCGUGACUUUUGAUGCUGGCGUCACCGCCGUCUCCGGCGAGGAGUACAUCUCGAUGCUCACCCAGAACGCUAUGGUGCACCGCGUCUUGCCCUUGGAUAAGACUGUUUUGGUUUCUGAGCUGCACACCUUUACACUCGCCCAGCUCACGUACAACAACACCAUUGCUGGACAGUGGCUGCCAGCCGAGUCUGUUAGCAACGCGACUUAUACCCAGGCCGGUUAG
Messenger RNA from Penicillium cataractarum, 1191 nucleotides. RefSeq lists its product as uncharacterized. Bases 1 to 1191 code for a protein of 396 amino acids. Gene Ontology annotation, molecular function: protein binding. The record is from RefSeq and is a predicted model, not a curated record. NCBI's taxonomy places the organism in Eukaryota, Fungi, Ascomycota, Eurotiomycetes, Eurotiales, Aspergillaceae. The transcript has a single exon.